Messenger RNA from Salarias fasciatus (jewelled blenny), 3122 nucleotides. It is a transcript of the gene trip10a, whose product is annotated as thyroid hormone receptor interactor 10a. The transcript is spliced from 15 exons. The record is from RefSeq and is a predicted model, not a curated record. Lineage: Eukaryota; Metazoa; Chordata; Actinopteri; Blenniiformes; Blenniidae. Gene Ontology annotation, molecular function: protein binding. Bases 1 to 1761 code for a protein of 586 amino acids. Gene Ontology annotation, biological process: signal transduction.
AUGGAUUGGGGCACGGAGCUUUGGGACCAGUACGACGUCAUCGAGAAGCACACACAGUCCGGCCUGGAGCUGGUGGAGAAAUAUGUCAAGUUUGUGAAGGAGAGGACAGAGAUUGAGCAGAAUUAUGCCAAACAGUUGAGGAACCUUUCUAAAAAAUACAACCAAAAGCGGAGCAACAAAGAUGAGCCAGAAUGCAGGCUGUCCAGCUACCAGUCGUUUCUGGACAUCCUGAAUGAGAUGAAUGACUACGCGGGCCAGAGGGAGCUGAUUGCGGAGAACCUGAUGAUGAAUAUUUGCAUCGACCUCACGAAGUACCUCCAGGAGCUCAAGCAGGAACGCAAGGCGUAUCUGAUGGAGGCGAAGAGGGCCCAGCAGAAUUUGGAGAGCACCUACAAGCAGCUUGACAGUAGUAAAAAGCGUUUCGAGAGGGAAUGGAGAGAAGCGGAGCGUGCAACACAGUACGCCGAGAAGACGGAUCAAGACAUCAAUGCCACAAAAGCUGAUGUUGAAAAAGCCAAACAACAAGCUCACAUGAGAGCGCAUGUAGCAGACGAGUGUAAGAACGACUACGCCGCUCAGCUCCAGAAGUACAACAAAGAACAGAGCCACUUCUAUUUCAAUGAGAUGCCCCUCGUUUUCAAUAAAUUGCAGGAUCUGGAUGAGAGGCGAGUACGGAAGUUGGCGCACGGCUACAUUUUGUUCUCGGACACGGAGAAGCAUGUGAUGCCCAUCAUUGGCAAGUGCCUGGAGGGCAUCACCAAAGCCGGCACUAACGUUAAUGAGAAGAAUGACUCCAUGGUUAUAAUAGAGCAGAAUAAGUCCGGCUUUGAGCGUCCUGGAGAUGUGGAGUUUGAGGACUACAGUCAAGGCAUCAACCGGACCUCGUCUGACAGCAGCCUCGGGACGCCUAAAGGCCCCAUGGACCUUCUCGGGAAGAACAAGGGCAAAAACUUUUGGCUUUUCAGCAAGAGAAGUAAGCUCUCUUCCUCCACGCUCACUCCUUCCUCCGCACCCCCCACCCCUUCACCCGCUAAUGGACCCCCCUCCCCCAAGUUUGGCCGGGACCCACUGUCGUACUGUUUGAAGGAGAUCAAUAAGACAGUCAAACCCAGAAUCUCUUCCUUCCGGACACUCAGGAGAUCGCCCACGGUGACAGAAGAUUUCGCCCAUCUGCCCCCAGAGCAGCGCAGGAAGAGGUUGCAACAAAAAUUAGAGGAAAUUUACAAAGACUUGCAGAAGGAAACGGAUCAGAGUGAAGCUCUAGGAAAAAUGAAAGAUGUUUAUGAGAAGAAUCCUCAGAUGGGAGACCCGGCGAGUCUGGCAUCCCAAAUCAACCAGACAUCCCAGAAUAUAGAGCGGCUCAGAGGCGAGCUGAACAAAUAUGAGACUUGGCUGGCUGAAGCAGGAGGUCGCGGAGAGACUCUACGCUAUAAACCACACACAUUUAACAACAACGGCGCCCACGACAUACACAGUCCUGAUGGCGCCCACUCGGAUGAAAGCACUCCUGAUCCCUCCCAGGCCAUCUACGCCGAGUUUGAUGACGACUUUGAGGAUGAAGAACUCACUGCUCCGAUUGGGAAUUGCACAGCCAUGUACAAUUUCCCGGGUGCCAGUGAAGGGACCAUUUCGAUGCAGGAAGGGGAGGUGCUGGCCGUGGUCGAGGAAGACAAAGGCGACGGCUGGACCCGCGUCCGGAGGAACAACGGGGACGAGGGCUACAUACCCACAUCCUACGUCACUAUCACUCUAAAUAAAUGACAGACACAGGAUGAACGAGUGGAAUAAUGGAUCGACUGUGGACAGUUCUUCCUAUCGGACCAAUUGAAAAGAGGCACAAACAUUGGCAGGACCACGCGUGUCCCCGGGAAAAUCCUCAUAAAAGGUGCUCUGAUGUCUGGAGUGAGGUGUAGCAUAUUUACUUUCUGAUAUCAUGUUCAUUUUUUUUCCUUUUUGUUUUUAUGAAACAGUCCUGCUCACAUGUGAGGCACGAUUCAGGUACAAGUGCACGCCUUGUUUCACAGCCUGCUGAGACAUUAGCUUCUCGAUGUGAGAGUAAUGAGCAGCGGAGGAGGAGGAGGAGGAGGAGGAGGAGGAGGAGGAGGAGGAGUGUGAUGAGUGCUGCUGCCAUCUGUACAAUGAGUAAUACCACCAGUAAUAUCCAGAAGGAAGUUACCUCACUUGUUUCCCUUUUUUCAGUUGAAGACUGACAUGCUUUGACCCACAGCGGUCCCCCGCCAUCAACGAAACCAGAAUAUAUGACCUGUCUUAGUUUUUAUUUCACUCAAGUGUGCCACUCCUUACCUCUAACGGCGCUCGAGGAUCCCUGGGGGAUGGACAUGUUACAGGAAAAACACUUCGCUUUUUGGUUUUCAGCCAUUCGUGAGGCCAAAGUUGUGGGCAGAGAAAGUCACAUUCACACAGCUACAAUGAAAAAGCAUUCUAAUCUUUAGACAAUCACAGCCAUAUCAUCAUUAAGGUCAUUUCAGACAUUUAGCAAUAGCAAGGAUACGUGGUUACUGUUGUUUUCUAACAGUUACAACCUGAAAAUUGUACUAAAAUAAUUUAUUACAAAUGUUUAUAAGCAUUUUCAGGUUGGACAGAAGUUGUGCUUUUGUAUUAAGGGUGUUAUCAUGUUUCUCUUUUGUCCUUGCAACCAUAGAGGACAGUCUGUAGCCCACUAAAGGGAGUUAAUGCACCGUAAAUGUGCUCCAUUAGGGCUGUUGUAUUUAUGUAAGAAAUAAUAUAUAUAUUUUAGCUACCACAACACCACUAUUGUCUUAUUAGCUUUUUAACCAUUUGAAUAAAGAAUACUGUGUGAAGUACCUAAUUUUGUCACUAAUAAUAUUUUAUUGGGUUUUACUUCACACGAAGUUCAUUCACAUCUUUUUUUUUUUUUAUUAUUAUUUUUAUUUUUUACAUUGUUAUGGAGCCAGCGAAAAGCAUUACUUUUAAAGUAAGUGCUUGUGUGUCUUUGGUGCCUUUCUGGUUAAAAGCAUUGUUGUAUGUAUGCCAUUUUUGCAUUCAGGAUAUUCUUUUUUUUUUCCAUUACUUAAUAGAUGUCAAGCACAUUUCCAAGUGGUUCUGUUUAGACCUGGCUAAAUAAAUAACUCAACCAAAUG